CCUCCCAUUCCCAGCACAAGGCUCUGCCAGCCAAAAUAAAUCGCUGGUACCUUCCUGCCCUCAUUUAUCUGUUUGGCAGCACUUCACAGACGCCUUUGAGCCUCGCAGCAAUAAAAAAAAAAAUAAAAAUAAAAAGGAAAUAAAAUAUUGCUGAGCAACCCCCUGAUGGAAAAAGUCGACUGGAAACAGCUUGUUCAAUGCAGGGAGAUUUCUCCCUAUGGCCCCAGGUUGGAUCUCAGGCAGUGCCCUGGCUGCAGGAGGGUGGGGAGGAAACAGCACACGGAGUUUGGGAAGGGCAGGGAUGAAUCCAGCCCUGAUGUGCUGAAGCUCAAGUGGAAAAUCCCCGCUAGGAGGGAUGGAGGAGGGCUGGAUCCAUGUGCUGCCACUCCCAAGCUGCUCUUGGCCCCGUUUUCCCAGAGCUGGGGCUCACUUGGGUGGAAAAGCAGCAGGAUGGAGGUGCUGGAGCAUCCUGCAGCAGCUGCACACCUGGCAGGGAUCAGGAAUUUCCUCCCACCGCCAUCAGCAGGGCUGGAACAGCAGGAAUUGUGCAGGAAGGGGGUGGGAAGAGAUGGGAACAGCAGCCCAGGACAUUUUUGUUCAGGGUGGGAGCACCAGAGGGAAGGAUGUAUUUUAAAUGUAUUUUAAAUAAGAAUUCCAGAGGUGGAAGGACUGGAUUUCUCUAUAAUAAAUCACCUGUAAUGAUCUAUAAAUUAUCUGUAAUAAUUAUCUGUGCAACAACCACUUUGCUCUUCCCUUGGGCCUCACUUGUCCAUCACCCCCAUUCAAAUGGACAAUUCUUCCUUUACAGACAUUUGCCCUCAAAACCCUGGGAAUUUAAAAAAAAUAGGAGAAAUCUGGGCAGUGUGAACCCAGGGAGAUGCAAACUCCAACCCCCAAUUCCCACUUUUAGGAGUGGGAGUGGGGCUGUGCUUUUCCUGGAGGGUUCCAAAGCCCAUCAGGAGCCAGCUGUGGCUCCAGCUGCCCGUCCUGCCUCGUGCCCAUCCCUGCAAGUGCAGGCUCAGCAGCACCAAGAGCCAUUUCCAGCCCUGCAGGCUCCUCACUCCAUCCCUGGGGUGCUCCAAGGCAGGGCUGCACUCUCCUGGACACAAUCCCACCUGGGAAGCUGUGAUCCUGGAGGCUCCCAUGGACUCAUCCACAAUGCCCUGGUGUCACAUCAUGGUCUUCAUCUCCCUCUUCCUCCAGCUCUGCAGCUUCCCAGGCUCUGCUCCAGGAGUUCUGCUGGCUUUGGAGGGGCUGCCACAACGUCCAGGCUCCAUCCCAGCCCUGCCAGCCUGGCCAAGGACUCUGCUCCAGCCAUUCCAAACCUUCCUCCCACUCCCAGCACCUUGGAAAGGCCCAUUUCAGGAGGACAGGAGGAACAGGGAGGAGCUGAGUCAAGAUUUGGCCUCACCGCUGAAUCCAAGGGUUUGGACUCUGGGAAGGGGCUUGAGCCUGCAAAUGGAACUGAUGGCCCUGUUUUUAUAGGACAGAGCACAAUUCCCUUUUUCUUCUGUUGCCAGGCCUGAGAUGCAGCCCCAUUUUAUCAUCAGGAUUCUCCACAGGAAGCAGGAGCUGCAGAGCUCUGAUAACAUUGGAGGAAACCCUGGAAACAUUUAAAGGAUUGUUUUAGCCCCAGGCUUUGCCUCAAAUAAACCUGCUGAGCCUCUUCCUUACACACAACCCUUAACCACUGACCUUCAAAACAACCACCCCCAACCAGGCUUUUAUUCAGGCUUUUAUUCAGGCUUUUAUUCAGCCUCCAAAGAGCAAACACCAUCUUCCUACUGCUCCAGAAUCAAAGCCUGGAGCUCCCAGGGAUUAGCAAAGCCCGGGAUGAGGAGCAGAGCCUUUGGGACCUGCUUCCCUGAGAAGAAUCAGGGAAUAAAUAAGGGCUGAAGGCAGCAGUGCCCAGUUCCCUGCAGUGAGAGCCAGCUCCCACACUGAUGGCUCAGCAAAGCCCACCCAGCCCACAACAAAACCCUUUUUAUAAAGCUCCAGCUAAACCCAGCCCAAAGGCAGCAGCAGCUCCUUAUUUUGGGAAGGGUGUGUUUGGCAGAGCCAGUGGGUGAAGAUGAGCUGUGCCAGGCUGGGCCUUGCUGCAGGCAAACUCAGACCUUCCUUCUAAUUACAGACCUUUUAACUAAUUACAGGCUGAGCUUGCUGGGCUUGCAGAGGGACUCAUUUUGAUGCUUUCUCACCACGUUCAGCUCUGGGUUAAACUUGGCCUAUCCAAGGUGGACAAACAGGUGAGAAGGUGCUGCUCACA
Poecile atricapillus (Black-capped chickadee) is the source of this 2266-nucleotide messenger RNA. RefSeq lists its product as uncharacterized. Lineage: Eukaryota; Metazoa; Chordata; Aves; Passeriformes; Paridae. The record is from RefSeq and is a predicted model, not a curated record. The transcript has 2 exons. Bases 375 to 1526 code for a protein of 383 amino acids.